Messenger RNA from Ostrea edulis (European flat oyster), 462 nucleotides. RefSeq lists its product as uncharacterized. The record is from RefSeq and is a predicted model, not a curated record. Gene Ontology annotation, molecular function: wide pore channel activity. Gene Ontology annotation, cellular component: membrane. The transcript has 3 exons. Bases 1 to 462 code for a protein of 153 amino acids. Lineage: Eukaryota; Metazoa; Mollusca; Bivalvia; Ostreida; Ostreidae.
AUGAAUUCAUUUUACUGCACCAAAGAUCCUAUUACUGUUAUUGAGGAAGGUAAUUGGCCAAGUGGGAACUAUUGUAUUCUGAAGCGUGGGAGAACAUGCCCUGAUGGAGCUUUCAAGAAUGGAUAUGUUUUUUGGGAUGACGAGGAUUCGGCAAAUAGAAACAGUGCAGGGGGAGAAUUACCGAGUGGAAGAUUUGGCACGAAUACAAGAAUUGACUACUGCUGCAGAAGUGACGGUUCCUAUUCAACAGCAAUUCCCCUUCCAACAUUUACGCCAUUUUAUCUGUUGAGAUACACCAGCUUCUGCCAACAGGUCAAGGGAAUGCACGUGAGAGAAGAAAUCGUUUAUACAGAUGAUGAGGACGACAACAAUAGCAAUAAUGUACAUGGAAGUCAUCUACACGGACCAGUUAACGGACAACCGAACCACAGCAUCUACUAUUGUUACUAUUGGUCAUUGUAA